AUGUUGGGGAACGGCAGCCGCCAAAGCUCCAACUGCACAGACUGGGACCAGGCUGUGGUGGGCUGCAGGCUGCUCCUCAUGGUGCUCCUUAUUGCUGCCAUCACUCUUGGGAAUCUGGUGAGUCUCCUGGUUUUCCUUUCCGGUAGGCAAUUCCGAACAUCCCAAGGCUAUUUGAAGGCCUCUUUGGCCCUUGCUGACUUGGCUGUGGGACUCUUUGUGGUGCCUUACUCAGCUUACCGAGAGGGCCGCAGGUUGGCCUAUGGGACAGAAGAGACUGGCCAGUCCGACCGGGCAGCCUGCUUCAUCACUGGCCCUAUCUUUGCGGGCUGCACUUUUGUCUCCAUCAGCACUAUAAGUCUGCUGUCGGUGGAGAGGACCAUAGCAGUGCUGAAGCCCCUGCACUGGAAAACAGUGAUCACGAAGCGCAGGACUGUUUGGCUCAUCCUAGCUUCCUGGGCCAUAAGUUUCUGCCUGGCGAUGUUACCGAUGCUCUCCAUGCCUGGGAUGACCUUCCAGUACAAUCCCUGCACCAAGAUGUGCAACUAUGCCUUUCCUCUGAACAAGCUGCCCAAAUCCCACUGGAAUAUCAUGCUGCUGUACCCGGUGUUUGAUUUCUCCCUCAUGGGAGGCACCAUUGCCAUCAAUGUCAUCACCUUUGCUGUGCUCCAUCGAUACUGCAAGAUGCGGAAGCAACUGGGAGAGGAGCCCCCAGGAGGCAACCAGCUCUCCUUCUCGGACAUUACUGCUGCCAAGACCAUUGGCAUCCUGACCCUAGUCUUCUCUAUCACCUUCUUCCCUGUUGCUGUAUUUGUGGUGGGCUCUGUGAUGGGCUACCAGUGGUGCCAGUUCUCCUUUUAUGCCUUCUGGAUCCUUGCUUCCAACAGCUGUUGGAAUGUGGCCAUCUAUAGCAUUUGGGACCCCAAGUUCCGGCAACGUCUUCGGCAGCUGUUUAACAAGCCAGGGCGAAUACCAGCCUUCCAGCACUCCAGUCACUCACUCGAGGGACACAGUUCUGCCCCGGUCUGUGUGGCAGUUCUCAAGGAGAUGUUCCAUCCAGACAGUUUUUGA
Varanus komodoensis (Komodo dragon) is the source of this 1068-nucleotide messenger RNA. Its product is annotated as beta-2 adrenergic receptor-like. Gene Ontology annotation, cellular component: membrane. Gene Ontology annotation, molecular function: G protein-coupled receptor activity. The record is from RefSeq and is a predicted model, not a curated record. Bases 1 to 1068 code for a protein of 355 amino acids. Gene Ontology annotation, biological process: G protein-coupled receptor signaling pathway. NCBI's taxonomy places the organism in Eukaryota, Metazoa, Chordata, Lepidosauria, Squamata, Varanidae. The transcript has a single exon.